AUGGGAUCAAACAUCAAAGACCCACUGGAACUGCCAUGCGGUUUAGUUCUACCGAAUCGUUUAGUGAAAGCUGCGAUGGCUGAAGGGCUGGCAGAAAAGAAGCAUUUGCCAGGCACACGGAUUUUUAGCGUUUACGAACAAUGGGCAAAGGGCGGAUGGGGUGCCCUUCUCACAGGAAAUGUCCAGGUUGAUGUUCGUCACCUGGGAGGCUACGGCGAUCUAGCUACACGUGAGUAUCAAGGAGAUGAAGAGGACGCACUAAAUGCUUGGAGAAAAUACGCAAAUACCUGUCAACAAAACGGUACUCCUGCGAUUGCUCAGAUCUGCCACCCUGGUCGUCAGUCCCCGAGAGGCGCAGGUGAGCGUGGUUUCUUCGAGAAAACUAUUGCACCGAGUGAGAUUGCUCUCGAUAUCGGUAAUGGGCUAGCUGCUACUAUCGUACGGAAUAUCGUUUUCGGAGUGCCACAAGCCAUGUCCCAUUUCGAUAUCGAUCGUGUUAUCGCCCAGUUCGUCGGUUGUGCCCGUAUUCUGGCCCAGUGUAGCUUUUCAGGGAUUGAGAUACAUGCGGCACAUGGUUAUCUUUUAUCCCAAUUUCUCUCUGAAAAAAGCAAUACUCGUGAAGAUCAAUACGGCGGUAGCGCUGAACGGCGAGCCCGCAUUAUUCUCGAAAUUAUCCACCAAAUUCGAAAGGCCGUGCCUAAGACCUUCUGCAUUGGAAUCAAAUUGAACUCCGCCGAUCACAGCAGAUCGGAUUUCGAAGACACUAUGACUCAAAUUCGUCUCUUUUCUGAGGCUAAUGUGGACUUUCUGGAAAUAUCUGGCGGAACUUAUGAAGACCCGACGAUGAUGGGUCGUGGAUUACAAAACGAAACUAGCGAUACCGAGAACUCAAGAACACAAUCUCGAGAAGCCUUCUUCCUAGAUUUUGCGACAGAAACAAGAAAGCGAUUCCCGAAACUGAUCCUUAUGGUCACCGGAGGAUUUCGAACGCGCAAAGGAAUCGAGGCUGCAUUGAAGAGUGGUGUUUGCGAUCUCGUCGGCAUCGGCAGGCCGGCAGUUCUAAACGCAGAUUUCCCACGGCUCAUGAUGGAUGAUGAUGUCUAUUCUGAUAGACAAGCCCAGGCGUUGUUUUCCAAAGUCCCACUUCCGCUCUUGGCGAGGCUUCUCAAAAUCAGAAUGUUAGGUGGAGGGGCAGAAACACAAUACUUCCGAGCUCAAAUCCACCGUGUAGCUGCUGGAAAUGCUCCACAACCGCCAUGA
Penicillium cataractarum is the source of this 1260-nucleotide messenger RNA. Its product is annotated as NADH:flavin oxidoreductase/NADH oxidase family protein. The transcript has 7 exons. NCBI's taxonomy places the organism in Eukaryota, Fungi, Ascomycota, Eurotiomycetes, Eurotiales, Aspergillaceae. The record is from RefSeq and is a predicted model, not a curated record. Gene Ontology annotation, molecular function: FMN binding; oxidoreductase activity. The coding region runs from base 1 to 1260 and encodes 419 amino acids.